Lolium perenne is the source of this 968-nucleotide messenger RNA. Its product is annotated as mavicyanin. Lineage: Eukaryota; Viridiplantae; Streptophyta; Magnoliopsida; Poales; Poaceae. The record is from RefSeq and is a predicted model, not a curated record. Gene Ontology annotation, molecular function: electron transfer activity. Gene Ontology annotation, cellular component: plasma membrane.
UGGCAUGGGCUCGGUUCUGAAAUGCAAAUUCAUUAUCGCGUAUAAAUAGAUCCUCCCACCUCAUGUCAAAUGCGACACGGUUAGUCAGAAAGACAGAAACAGUGUGAGUUAUCCACUUAUCCUUAAUCAGCGAAGGAUUUUGCUCGAUCGAUCAUGGCAUCCUCUUCUGCCGUUCUCGUCACGCUGCUGAUCGCGAGCUACGUCGCGGCGGCCGCAGCCACGACGUUCGACGUGGGCGAUGGGCAUGGCUGGGAUACCGGCGUCGACUACACUGACUGGACCGUUGGCAAGACGUUCGCCGUCGGCGACACGCUAGUGUUCAACUACACGAGGAAGGCGCACACGGUGACGGAGGUGAGCCAGAGCGGCUACGACGCUUGCGACGGCGGCAACUCGGUGAGCAACGACGACAGCGGCGCGACAACGGUGACGCUCACGACGCCCGGCGUGCACUACUUCAUCUGCGACGUCCCCGGCCACUGCGCCGGUGGCAUGAAGCUCGCCGUCACUGCCGCCGUCGUCGGGGGUGACGUCGGCUCGACAACGGGAAGCACCAUCCCAGCAGGGGACGCCGGGGGAUCGUCCUUGGUUCCUGCGACGAGGGCCGUCGCCGUUGGGGCUCUGCUGAUCAUGCUGAUUCCGCUGUUCUGAUGAAGAACGCACGUCGUUGGUGAGUAGAGAAAGUACAGCUUACUCGAUCGGCAUCCGCGAUUUGUAAGUUCAUCAGGCUUGUCUGGUUUUCAUUUGCUAGGUUUCUUCCGUUGGUUUGUAUAAGGCCCUGUAAAAUGGGACCUGCUUAGAAAGUUGCUUACAAGAGUCUUUGCCGUAAGCACUAUUGCAGUGCUUAUUUUCACAAGAGAGGUGCCUAGUUAAGCAUCUUUUUUGUAUAAAUAAGUAUUAGUGCUUAAAACCCUAAUUUAUUUUUCUAAGCAUCUCUAUUUUUUUUAUAUAACCUAAUGUGGCUUGUG